Messenger RNA from Lontra canadensis (Northern American river otter), 2567 nucleotides. It is a transcript of the gene RTL4, whose product is annotated as retrotransposon Gag like 4. The coding region runs from base 379 to 1284 and encodes 301 amino acids. The transcript is spliced from 3 exons. The record is from RefSeq and is a predicted model, not a curated record. Gene Ontology annotation, molecular function: nucleic acid binding; zinc ion binding. Lineage: Eukaryota; Metazoa; Chordata; Mammalia; Carnivora; Mustelidae.
CUGCAGGGGCAGCAGCUACUGCCGUCUCUGCAGCUCGGUGGCCAGGGGUGGAAGGAAGCCGCAGCCGCAACCCCAAGUCACCCCCCGCUGCCCUGUCCCACCGCCUCAUCUCUCCCCCCUCGGGUAAUUUAUCACUUCUGAAUGUGCAGAACAUUGGCAUUCUCCAUGAGAAGAGUCAACAUUGAAUAGUGGGCAACAGUUUUGGCAUCUCUCCAAUUCAUCUCUCAGUGUCCCCUUGUGACUGCUUCAUAAGUAGCAGUUUUGGCUACUUGUUCAUGACACUAUUUUUCUGAUAACAGAGGAAACCUACUGUCUGCCCAUUGGUGUCCAGUACUGUCACUCAAUUCUACUUAGUUUCACUUGAUUUCAGAAGAUCCAAUGGAGAAGUACACAGAAUCACCACCUACCUUGCAAGCAGAGCAUUCCUCCCUUCAGACUGAGAAUCUGAUUCUACAGCCACAAAUACAGCAUCUAAAUGAAGAGGGCUCUGAUCUGAGGGGCCAAGUCAUGCCUACCCUGGCUACCGUGAUGAUGUCUGUACCCCGCUCACUUGAACAUCUCUCUCAGUUUCACCAUGACCCUGCCAACCUCUCAAUAUUUCUUGCACAGUUGACAACUCUCAAGUUCCCCAAUCCUGCAGAUGAUGUCCAAAUCAAGUUCUUUUUUGACUACUUAUCUCAGCAGAUGGAAAGUUGUGGAGUCAUAUUUGGGCCUGACCAGAGCACUCAGCAGAAACAAUAUGAGAACUUUGUUUUUGAGUUCCAGCAAUCAUUUGGUGUGCCUACAAAACAGGAAAUAGACCCUCUGAACAAAGAGGACAACUCUUCUCAGCAAGAUGCUUCUACUUUCCAGCACCUUGCUCAAAAUCUGAGCUAUAAUGAAACCAGUCAGAGUGAUCACUUCCAAGAAGGACUAGCUGACUCCAUCCAGGAUGAUUUGAGUGGCACAGAUAUGAUGGACAACCUUCCAGACCUGAUCACUCAGUGUAUUCAGUUGGACAAGAAACGUAGUGACAGGCCAGAGCUUCUUCAGUCAGAGACCCAGCUCCCAGUGUUGGAUUCCUUGAUCCACCACCAAGCCUUUUCCAUCCCCACAGAUCUGCCACCCAAGGAAGAACCUAUACAGUUGCGUGGAAGCCAGCCACCACUCACUCCGGCCAAAAGAGCCCGCCAGCAAGAAGCUAAGUUGUGCCUCUACUGCAGCCAGGCUGGUCACUUCACAAGAGAUUGCCUUGCCAAACGUUCUCGAGCCCCAGCAAGGAUAAACAACCCAACUCACCAGUAAGAGAGCAGGUCACAUUGUAAACUUAUCUCCCUCUCACCUCCAGCCUUAAAAAUGUAUAUCCUGCACUAACAUUUAAAAUACAGGUGAGGAACUGUGAUACCACUUCAUAGACUGUCAUGAACUCAUGUGCUUCUGGAAAUUUAAAUAACUAGAUUUUGUUCAUUUGGUCACCCAUCACCAAACCAAACCCACCCAACAAUGAUGAAAACAACUCACAGGCACUUUCUGCAUUUGGAACCAAUUCCCCAAGAGUACUGAAAGUCUGUAGAUGAAAUUCUAGCCAGUCUGAGCCAAAUGAAAACAACCCUGGAAGUGCACUGAGAACCCCAUUCCUUCCAAAGGGUGAGAUCUGGGUUGAGUUUGUUGGCUUAAGUCUUCUGUGCCUAAGAUUGGGCCCAAGACUUUCACCCUAACCCUCAUCCAUCUGUAUUAUAGUUCCCUGUUGGUUUAGGACCCUUGAAUUCCUGAUUGCAUUCCAUAUCCUACCAACAUUUUUCUACUGGAAGCUGAAACCUGCUCCUACCUAUUGACUAGAGUCCAGCUUCAAUACAAACUAAUCUUCAUGGAAACACAGCUCCACUAUUAUUCCAUACAGCUAUGUAUUUUGUUGCCAUUUAAAGACCUCUACUUGCUAAAAAAAGAAAAAGAAAAGAAAAGAAAGAAAGAAAGAAGAAAAGAAAAGAAAAGAAAAGAAAAGAAAAGAAAAGAAAAGAAAAACACCCUGGAUCUUUUAACUACUGAAAAACCAGAUGGCCUGGCCAUUUGAAGACUGAUUGGAAUUGUUGGUCUAUUUCCUUGAGAACUAGCCCUUCAGACACAUACAUGUUUUUAGCCAAACCCAACUAAUUCCAAGUUACUCUCCUCUUUCCCAACAACCUACUUCAGGUUAUAGCAUGUCUAAUGGCCAAGUUUAAAUGGUCUAGGAUAAUGACCUCUGAAAAAUACUAACAAAAGUUGGGGAAGGAAUCUUCAUCAUAAUUAUUAUGUCUAUAGCAUGUCUUUGCUGUCUUACCUGGCAGGUAAGGGAACCUGGUUAAAUAAAUCUCCACUGAAGACUUGGGGUCAGGCUUUGUAGUAGUUUCUGUCUCUAGAGGUCUCAGUGUGGUCACCAUUUAGGAUCACUACCAUUGAUAUUGAGCUCUAUACCCUUAUGGAUCAUCUCUGGGGAUCCUCAUUUAGUUGAGAAUCUUGAAAAGCAAAUAAUGGCAAACAACUUUCUGAACCAUCCCAUCUGACAAAUCCUGGGGCAUGGACUUCAACACUAUUGACAAAUAAAUCUUAAG